This is a messenger RNA of Sphaeroforma arctica JP610, 1524 nucleotides long. RefSeq lists its product as hypothetical. NCBI's taxonomy places the organism in Eukaryota, Ichthyosporea, Ichthyophonida. Gene Ontology annotation, cellular component: membrane; endoplasmic reticulum. Gene Ontology annotation, molecular function: long-chain fatty acid-CoA ligase activity. The record is from RefSeq and is a predicted model, not a curated record. The coding region runs from base 1 to 1524 and encodes 507 amino acids. The transcript has a single exon.
AUGGAGCAUAGCGAAAUGGUGGCUGCUUUCUUCGAGAAAAUUCGCCUUGAGUCCCUUCUAACAGCUAUCGGAAUGGGUCUACCAGAUCUCAAGUACGCCAUUUGCUUUGAUGUUGUCACAUCUGAAGACAAGGCUAGAUUCACGAAAGCUGGCGUUGAGCUACUCAGCCUGCGAGAACUAAAGGAUAUGGGCGUGGACAACGUGUUCCCACACGAUCCUCCCACUGCAUCGGAUGUUGCUGUACUCAUGUACACAUCGGGUACCACAGGCAACCCCAAAGGUGUUCAGAUCACCCAUAGCAACGUUAUGGCCGAUGUAAUUUCACUUCAACAACGUCUCCACGUAUCUAACCAGGACGUGCACUUCUCAUUUCUACCCCUGGCUCACAUCUUUGAACGAGUGGUACAAGCGCUAUGCGUUAGCGGGGGAUGUAGCAUAGGUUUCUAUCAAGGAAAACUACCCGAGCUGAUGCUGGAUAUCCAGACCUUGAAGCCCACUUUCUUCAUUGCCGUGCCUCGUAUUCUUUCACGCAUCUACGACAAGAUCAACCAAGGUGUUAAGGCUGGUGGUCCUGAAAAGGAGGCUGCUUUCAGGGGCGCAUAUGACAUGCGUCUCGCAGCAUUGGAGCGCGGAGAGGACACCCCUGUGCUCAAUGAGAAGGUAUUUGAUCGCAUGGGAUUGGCACUUGGUGGACGUGUCGAAUGGAUCGUCACCGCGUCAGCGCCUCUAGGGACGGCUAUACACGAGUUCUUACGCGUCUGUGUGUGCCCAGUUAUCAUGGUGGGCUAUGGAUUGACCGAGACAACAGGAGGUUCAACUCUCACCCAUUACAACGAUACGAAACUCGGCCAUGUGGGAUCACCGAUGGCUUCCAAUGAAGUUAAGCUUGUCAGCAUUACAGAGAUGAACUACCUGACUACUGAUGAGUGUCCUCGUGGUGAAGUGUGCGUCAGGGGUACCAACGUGUUCGGUUCGUACUUAAAAAAUCCCGAGAAGACGAAGGAAGAUAUCGAUGACGAGGGUUGGUUCCACACUGGCGAUGUAGGCCGUUGGAAUGCCGACGGCACCUUGUCCAUCAUUGAUCGCCGGAAGUCUAUUUUCAAGUUGUCCCAGGGCGAGUAUUUGGCCGCCGAGCACCUCGAGGCCAUGUACGGUAAGUGUGACCAUAUUGCGCAGGUGUUUGUAACCGGCGACUCCUUCCACGCAUACCCUUUGGCCGUAGUUGUACCCGAUGCGGAGAUGAUUGUUGCCUGGGCUAAGGAAAACAACAUCUCAGGCGAUGCUAAGAGUAUUGCUCAAACAGCUGAGUUGAAGGCCAUGCUGGUUGCGGAGUUACUGGACAUGCACAAGGAAUGUAAGCUCAAAGGUUUUGAAAAGCUCCGAGACUUCAUCGUAGAGCCUGAGGCUUUCAGUAUUGACAAUGAACUGCUUACACCCACCUUCAAGCUGAAGCGUGUGAACGCAACCAAGAAGUACCAGGAUCAGAUCACUGAAUUAUACGAUGAUAUCGAGAGCCAUCAAUAG